Messenger RNA from Episyrphus balteatus (marmalade hoverfly), 5237 nucleotides. Its product is annotated as semaphorin-2A-like. Lineage: Eukaryota; Metazoa; Arthropoda; Insecta; Diptera; Syrphidae. The coding region runs from base 1480 to 3636 and encodes 718 amino acids. The record is from RefSeq and is a predicted model, not a curated record. Gene Ontology annotation, molecular function: chemorepellent activity; semaphorin receptor binding. Gene Ontology annotation, biological process: neural crest cell migration; semaphorin-plexin signaling pathway; negative chemotaxis. The transcript is spliced from 16 exons.
UGCAUAUGGAACGGUACGUUGUUAGCGCGUAAAAUUUCAUGAUCUCGAAUGUAAAAGUUCUGGACUACGAAUAAUAUCGUGUAUCUUUGUAUCUUAUUUUGUUUGGUCUGUCGUCGUGAUGUGAAAAAUUUCUUAUUGUUCUCUUGCUGAACCAAAAAAUUCAGAUAGAAAUGAUUCACAAGAAUCUAAAGUGAAGUUGAAAAAAAAUUUUUUUUUCAAUCCAAGUGAAUGUGAAGUAUAAGGAGCGAGCGACAAAGAAAAAUUUUUGAUGUAAAAAUUGAAAAAAAAAAAAAAAAAUCAGAAAAAUAUUUCAAGUGUUUGUUAAAGAUACACUCGCUCUGAGUUUUUGAUUAAUUGUAUCUGAGAAUUGCAGCAUCUGGAUGCGAGGUGGAAAUGGUAGCAUAAUUACGCGUGGAAUCUGUUGCAACAUUUUUUUUUUUGCUGGCUGCUCUCGAGACUUGGAACUUUGGAAACAAAUUUUCUGGAUGAAUUUAUAAGGAUAUUCCAGUUAUUCCCGUUAUUCUAGCAGUUUUCUCUCAUUUUUUGCACCUGUUCACUUGGAAGGACGAUAACUCCACAAAACCGACUAAAAGAGAGAGAGAGAUUGAGAGAAAAAAAUAAGUAUCAAACUUGCGCAAUAGAAGCUCGCCCAAUACUUACUGAACACAUCCCGCGUAAAAGGAUAAUGUCCUUUUCGAAUUAUCAUCAUCAUCAUCCAUUGAAUUUGGAAGGAAAAUUUUUGUGAAACAAGGUGUUUAAUAACAAACGUCUGUGCGAGAAUUUACUCAGUUCGUUUGCGGAUACGGAAGUGCAAGGAUAUUUUACGGACAGAGAAAUAAAAAAUUUUUCAAAAAAAAAUAUUUUAUUGCAUGUGCAAAUCGAUGUUGUUGCCGUCCUUAAGAUUUGUCUUCGUUUCGAAAAUCGUAAAAGGAUAAUUCAAAUAAGAAAAAACAAACUGAGAUAUAUAAAAAAAAAAAACUAAAUGCUCAAUGUGAAUUUGUUAAAUUUUGAUUUUUCUUAUUUUUCGUUUUUAAAAGAAAAUUUCAAAAAAAUAAACAAAAAAUAUAAAAAAUAAAAUUGUGAAUUAAAGUUGAAGAGGAAAAAAAUGUAAAUGCCCUUAGAUCCUUGUCGAAGGAUUUUUUGAUUUUGAUUUUUUAUUUCGGUAUUAUUUUUUUUAUUUUAUACUUAUCUCUGCCGUUGUUGCAAUAAAAUCAAAACUAAAGCGUUAAAGUGGUUUUUGUGUUUUAUUAUUUUAUUUUGUCAUCGUCCUUGUCGUUGAAUGUGCGUGCCCUAAAGCUGCUUCAAUACUUCGUCAGCUCGUCAAUACUAAAGUGAAAAGAUAAAAAUAUAUCUUUAUUAUCUUCAUACAUAUACCUACAAAUAAAGAUAAAAAAAAAAAUAUAUAACAACAAAAGAAGAAAUAAAAAAAAAAAUCAGUAAAAUAGGAAUACCUUGAAAGAAAGAGAUAUCCUUGUGAAAAUGUGUAAAUACGUGAUCAAUUUGUGUGCACUGCUCGUGGUAACAUUUGUGGAUAACGUUUAUUCGGAUUACGAAAAUACUUGGAACCUGUACUAUGAACAGCCGUGUUGUGGAGCCUCCAGUGGCCAUCAUAUAAGACAUCACAGAGAUCACGUGAGAGACUUCAGUUGCGGCCUACUCUACUACAAGACUUUCCACUUUGAUGAGGCCAACAAUGCUUUGUUCGUUGGUGCUAUGGAUCGAGUGUUUCGACUGAAUCUGCAAAACAUCAGCCAGUCGAUAUGUGAGAAAGACGUUAUCAUCCUGAAGCCAACUGGAUCUGAUAUCCUUAGUUGUGUGUCAAGAGGCAAACGAGAGAAUUUCGAAUGUCAAAAUCAUAUACGUGUGAUUCAGCAGAUGGACUCGGGUAAUCGUUUAUACAUUUGUGGUACAAAUGCUCACAAUCCCAAGGACUAUGUGAUAUAUGCGAACUUAACACAUUUACCCAGAUCUGAAUACGUGCCAGGAAUUGGUUUGGGCAUUGGUAAAUGUCCCUACGAUCCAUUGGACAAUUCGACGGCCGUUUAUGUGGAAAAAGGCAAUCCUCAUGAUUUGCCAGCUUUGUAUUCGGGGACAAAUGCAGAAUUCACAAAAGCAGACUCAGUGAUAUUUAGAUCGGAUUUGUAUAACUUAACUUCUGGCCGAAAGGAGCAUAAUUUCAAAAGGACACUCAAAUAUGACUCCAAAUGGCUUGACAAACCGAAUUUUGUCGGAGCCUUCGAUGUUGGCGAAUACGUGUACUUCUUUUUCCGCGAACAUGCUGUCGAAUACAUCAAUUGCGGCAAAGCAAUUUACUCUCGCAUCGCUCGUGUAUGUAAAAACGAUCGUGGUGGCAAAUACAUGAUCAGUCAAAAUUGGGCAACUUAUCUGAAGGCUCGCAUCAAUUGCAGCAUAUCAAGUGAAUUCCCCUUCUAUUUCAACGAAAUUCAAUCUGUCUACAAAAUGCAGCACGAUGAUACAAAAUUCUAUGCUACUUUUACAACGAAUACACAUGGCAUCUUGGGAUCAGCAAUUUGCAGCUACGACAUUAAGGAUAUCAAUUCAGCAUUUGAAGGAAAAUUCAAAGAACAAGCCACAUCCAAUUCCGCAUGGUUGCCAGUGUUGAACUCAAAAGUUCCUGAUCCACGUCCUGGCACAUGUAUCAACGACACUUCAACCCUUCCGGAUUCGGUGUUAAACUUUAUACGAAAACAUCCGCUAAUGGAUAAAGCUGUGGAUCAUGAGUUUGCCAAUCCAGUCUUUUUCAAACGUGAUAUUAUCCUUACCAAAUUGGUGGUCGACAAAAUCCGAAUAGAAAAGCUAAAUCAAGAAUAUCUGGUAUAUUUCGCUGGAACAAAUACUGGUAGCAUUUAUAAAAUCGUCCAAUUCAUUAAGUACGGACAACGCCAUUCGAAUUUGCUGGAUAUCCUGGAGAUAGCGAAAAAUGAGCCCAUUAGAGAGAUGGAUCUAAGCCAAAAGACCGGCUCGUUGUACAUAGCGACAGCGCAUAGUGUGAAACAAAUCGACUUGGCAAUGUGCAAUCGACGGUAUGACAGUUGCUUCCGUUGCAUCACAGAUCCGUAUUGCGGCUGGGACAAGGAUGUGGGUGCUUGUCGGCCAUAUCAGUUGGGAUUGCUUCAGGAUGUGGGCAAUGAGACAUCAGGCAUUUGCGAUACGAGUGUAUUGAAGAAAAGGAUAACAGCCUCAUAUGGACAAACAUUGCAUUUGUCGUGUUUUGUUCGUUUGCCGGAAGUUUUGCGACAGAAAACGAUACGAUGGUAUCAUCAUUCAACGGAAAAGGGAAGAUACGAAAUCACUUAUACACCAUCAAAGUAUAUCGAAACGUCAGAGGGUGGUCUGGUCCUGAUAUCGAUAAAUGAGGGCGACAGCGGUCGUUAUGACAGUUAUUUGGAUGGCACGCUCCUUUGCAGCUACAGCGUAAAUGUCGAUGCGCACAGGUGUACACCGCCAUCGAAAAAGAACGAUUAUCAGAAAAUUUAUUCACAUUGGUGCAACGAGUUUGAAAAAUACAAGUCUGCGAUGAAGCAAUGGCAGGCGACGCAGGAGCAAUGUAAUGCAAAAGAAAAGAAAAAUAGCAAACACAUAAACGAUGUACUCAGUGAUGAGGCAACAGUCUGACCUCCUGGCAGUAUAACAACAAACAAAAGACUGACAUUUUAGCUUUUGAGAGACAAUAUUACAAUUUUAUUUUCGCAAAAAAAAAUUUUAAAAUAAAUUUAACGAAUUCAGUGUAAACUAUCAUUAAAAAAAAAAAACUUCACACUCACUCAACAAAAACAAAAGAAAUACAGACAAACCGACACAAACCACAAAAAAAAACAAAAAAAAAUCUACCAAAAUAUAUAAAAAAAAAAAACAAUUCCUGCCAAUAUUUCUCUAUAUACUUCGAUAUAAAAAAAAACAAAGGAUUAUUUUGCCAACUUGCCUACAGCCUAUUAUUACAAAAAAAAAAUAUAUUACAAAAGAAAAAAAAACUCUCCAAAAAUACAACUUUAAUGACCCACUGCGCAUAAAAAAUUAACAAACAAACAAAACAGACCGAAACAGAAAGCACCACCUUAAAAAAAUAAAAAUUAAACAAAAAAAAUGUCAAAAAAAAACUAAAAACAAAAAAAAGCUGCAUCACACUCAUCAUCCAACAAAAAAAAACUUAAAAAAAGAGACAAAACGUAGCAUCAUCUAUAGAAAAAAAUAACAAAAAAAAACAGAAAGAAGCAUGAAAAUGAAGAUAAAAAAGAUGAAUUUAUUUUUAAAAUUAACCUGUAAGUAUAUUUAAGUUUUUUAUUUAGAUAUUUUUGCAAAAUAAAAUUUUUAAAAUUAAAAAAUGAAAAAAUAUGUAUAAAAAAAUUAAGAGUGGACCUAAGCACACAACAGAAAUAAAAUGAGAGAGAGAGAAGUAAAUGAUGUUUUUAAAUUUCACAUAAAUUUUUUUUAUAAACUUUUUAAAAUAAUGUCAAUGUAAAUAAAAUACAAAAUUUUUAUUUUUAACAUUAACUCUUAAGCUUAGCAAUAAAAAAAAAAUAUAAAUGUUGUUGCGAUUUUUUUUUUUUGUUAAUUUUAAUUUUGUUUAAAUUUUUUGACUCUGUACAGAAUUUGAUUUUAAUUUUUCAAAACAUUUAACGCGCAAUAAAAUUUUAAAAAAUAGCAAAAUAAAACAAAACAAAAAAAAAGAAAUAUAAUGAAAAAAAAGUGAGAAAAAAAUCUAUACAUAAAUAAAUAUAAAAAAAUAUAUAUAUUAUAUAAAAAAUUUAUGCAUAAGAAAGCAUUUAAAUAUUUUUGUGAGUUAAUUUGUAUGAUGUUAUCUCGUUCAUGUACAAUUGCUGGCAAAUGAUUAUUCAAUACUUUGGUGGAUUGACUUAAAAACAAAAAUCUUUUUAAAACAAAAACUUAAAUCCAGGAAAAAAUUUUGCUCAGUUUUACCAAAACCAAAAAUUUCAAAAAUGUUUAAAAAAUUCUUAAAUGUGUAUAAUUUUGAAAAGGAAAUUAAAAUUCUGUCAAAGUGGUGGAUGAUUCCUUUGCAUAUGGCAAUGUAAUGUUUAUGAUAAGCAAUAAUAAAUUAAAUAAAUCUAAUGAAGCUUUUAUGAGUAAAAUUAUAAAAAAAAAAAUAAAUAAAUAAAAUAAAUGUGUAUAUUACAAAAUUUUUCAAAAUAGUUACUACUAGCAAAACCUGUUAUUGUAAAUUUGCCAAAACAAUAGAAAAUCUGACAAAAAAAUAUUUG